UUGGCCAUGUAUUCACCAAAGUCUGCAGUAGGCCAGCCCAAACGGGAACACUCUUUAAGUUAUGACUGAUUUCAAUGCAUACGCGGAUAUGGACACCUAAAACAACGCAGUGACGCCGAGGUGCAAGAACAUCUACAGUAUCUUUUAUACACAGAGACCGAUAUCGACGUUCUGACUGUGUGGUGCGUUCACUGGGCGGUGACGUGUACGUGCAGCACGGAUGUCACCUUUAUACACAGCAAAAAAAGAUUGACGUCGUAAGUGGCAACAUGCCCGUGGGUUUAACACACAGCUUUGCAUUUGCAUCGGCGAAUCAUGCAUUACUCAACAAUAUUUGGAUCGGCACCCAUAAGUUUUGACCCUAUGACACACCUGACUGGCUGUCAAUGAUCAAUUGGGCAAGAUGGCUGGAGAACUGUACCCGCAAGAGUCCAUUCAUAAUUUCAUUGAAAAGAAAGUCAUCAUCGAGCGGCCAGAAAGGUAUGUGUCCAAGUUCAGGCCGGUAGUUAUAGAAGAAUGCAGGCCAACAAAUUACAUGAAAACAAUGGGGCCAACCAGAGUGGAUGUGCCAAUCCCAACUAAUUACCUAAAAAAGCACUCAAAAGAACCUCAACUACCUGAGAUAAAACAACAUGUCCGGAUUAAUUGCACCUGUACCACCAAAAAACCAGCCGUCCCUUCUGGGCCAUUUCUACCACCUGUUAGCAUCCCAAUCAAGAGGAAGACAACCACGCCGAAGGGCACCAAACAGUCUCCAUGUGUUGUUGACACGAACAAAGGACAUAAGGAAAUUCAUAAUAGAAACUCGGGACUUGUCCCUGUGUACAUAAGGAAGAAGGAUUAUGGAGAGGUGCCAAAUUAUUUGAUGCGACGUAAAGCAAAGCAUCAAAAGGCGCUGGAGGAAUACAACAUUAAUUUAAAGAAGCAGGAAGAACACGAAACUAUGAAAUACCUUUCAGACAAGGAGUGUCAAGCCAUCAUCGAGGACCUAAAGAAGAAAUACAAUGAGCUGAAUGUUGAGUACCAGCGCCUCCCUUUUAUAAUUGACACCCCAUCAAUGAAAACACGCAAAGUACGCUUGGAGGUGGAAAUGAAGCAGCUGGAAGACGACAUUAAACUCCUUGACAGGUUGGAGUCCAUUUGCAAAAACCAGUAGCCAAGGUGUCUUCCAUACAUGGCAUCUAUUGAACUUAAGUUGGGGACAAUUCCAAUGUUGACAUUUUGAAAUGGUGUGAUGGGAAAUUGCUGUAUGAUUGGUGUCAGAGUUCUAUUCUGUCCUAUAUCAGCGAUCAAAUGUUUGUUACAUCUUAACAGAUGGGUGUUACAUUUCUUAAUGUUGUUCCUACAGAUACUAUAGAGGACAUAUGUCUCCCAGGCAGAUUUACUUAAAAAAAGGUUUUUUUACAUUCUGCGAAAUGUGGCCUUUGCAAAGUAUUUUUUUCUACUGUUCCUGGUUUUUAGGAAGCUGUCGUAAGGUUGUUAUACAAUUCAGCACUAAAACUUGAAAAGCACAUAUUGCUAAUGUUUAAAAGGCCUCGAACUUCACACUUGAUUGUCAAGACAAUUCCUGGGAUUGAUCUCAACAAAAUGGCAUAGUUGAGUAAGCCAGUUGUAUUUUUGUGAAUAGAAUUGUAUUAUAUUUUUCCAUGUGUGUAAAGAGCUACAAUUGUGAUUGUAACUUGUCAAUAUGUAACAGUCAUGUGUGUCUUGUGUUUUAUUGCAAAGUAGCAAUAAAACAGUAUUUUUGCUCCUUUUUAUUCCAAACCUAUAUAACGCACACAACCAUUCAAUAGUAGUAUGGAUUCUAUCCACCAUUAAUUAUUUAGAUUUUUUUAAACAUUAAUUGUUGAAUCGUUUUUAUCAUUUACAAAUGCAUAAAAUGAAUUGAAAUGAAAGAUGGGGUGGGACUCAAAUUGAAUACAUGCAGUCAUCUCAAUUUAAGAGUGCCCAAAGUUUUUUUCAAAACAUUUAGUUAUUAGGUUUUAGACACAUUAAUUGACAAAAAAUGCCAAAAGUGCAUCAAAUGCUGUGUGUGCCACAGCAUGUAAAAAAAAAGAAAUAGAUACAAAUAGAAUCAGAUAAUUAAAGAAAAAGGAAACCACAGAAAUAUAUCAACAUAAAACCACAGACACCUGCAUUCCGGAAUGGCCCCAUAGAGACUACAAAAAAUUUGUGAAGUGUGGACCAGUCUGAAACAGAUUUCAGGAAGAGGUGGAAGUGGUCACCAGGAUUUUGGUUAGGUUUGGUUCACCCAGUAAGCCUAAUAGUUAGGGGGAAAAGCAAAUAUAUAAAUGAAGUAUAGGAGUGGGCAAUACAGCAAAGUUUGGUAUGGAGCAGGUAUUAAAUAAGUAGCCAGUAUUGCAGAUACCGAUACUUUUUACUUGAAACUUGUCCAAACUAUGGAACAUGAUCAUAAUCAAAAUGCAAUUAAGGCAAACAAAACAAUGAAAACAUUAAGAAUAUAAUGCAAUAACAUAAAACAAUAUAAUAUCUAUAACAUUAUCGGGCACUUAUUUGGCAUUGUUGGUGUGACACCAGGAUGCAGACAACAUGCAGGCACAAUAAUAAUUUGCACACAAAGAUCAACACCUGUCCAGAGAAACAGCAGGCAUUAGAAGUAUGCCAAUCAGGUAUAGAUGAGGGAGGAAAUGCGGAGGCCAGAGAAGAAGUGGCAGGAAAUGGAAGCGCGCAGGAAGUGAAAACGAGAACUGAAAUGGAAAUACCAAGCACAGGAAAAUGAUAAACAAGUCCAUUCUGUCAUGGAGUAUCAUUGUAAAAUAAUACAAAUAUUAUCCUUUAUUGCAUGAAUGUGUUUGUUUGAGCAAAAUAAAGCUGUG
This is a messenger RNA of Nerophis ophidion (straightnose pipefish), 2837 nucleotides long. RefSeq names its product enkurin-like. The transcript has 5 exons. Gene Ontology annotation, molecular function: calmodulin binding. The record is from RefSeq and is a predicted model, not a curated record. Gene Ontology annotation, cellular component: acrosomal vesicle. NCBI's taxonomy places the organism in Eukaryota, Metazoa, Chordata, Actinopteri, Syngnathiformes, Syngnathidae. The coding region runs from base 404 to 1156 and encodes 250 amino acids.